AGUUAUAAUACAUGGCAUCAUGGAAUCAAGAACAAGAAGUAAACCCCUGGAUUCAACCUAUCAUAUAUCCACAGACAUUCAUUGAAACAACGUCAAUCCCAUCUUCAAUGCCUGGUACGACACGAAUAACGAAUACGUUGGCUUCUCAAGAUGUAUUAACACAAUACAAUAUUAAUAAUGUGAAUCGUACGAAGCAGGAAUACAAUUUUUACAACCAAGGCUAUGAUUGCAUAACUCCGAACAAUUAUCACUUUCAAUCAAACAAUAAUACAACUUCUAUCAUCUUUCCCAAUUCAACUCGUCAGGAAGGCACUAAAUACGGACCAUCUUCGUACAUUUUGCCAAAUACAUCGAUCUACCAAUACCAGGAUGCUGCUUAUAAAGAAAGUCAUGAAUGUCCAAUGUCACAUAACAAUACAUAUACAGCAAUACUAACGCCCGAGAUGAUGACCAACACAUCUUUAACAAAGCAAAGAUGUCAUCGUCGUCAGUUUGCAACCGUUGAUUCAAUCAACCAAUAUUAUUGUUCAUCAAAUCCUGUUCUGUCACAAGAAUUGUCAGAAAAAGCAACCAACUCUCAUCAAUAUAUAUUAGAACAUGAUUUUUAUAAUUCAAUGAGAUCUUCAGAAUUUCAAAUUCCAGGCUUCGUACACAAACCAAAUAAAAUCAACAGGAAGAAAUGCGAGUGUCCUAAUUGCAUUAUAAAAGGGGAUAAUGCCCCACUUGGUAAUGAUGGCAAAAAGCAACACAUAUGUUAUGUGUUAGGAUGUGGAAAAGUAUACGGCAAGUCGUCACAUCUCAAGGCGCAUAUUAGAACGCAUAACGGCGAACGACCGUAUUCCUGUAGUUGGCCUUCCUGUUGUAAAAGAUUCACUCGAAGUGAUGAGCUGCAACGUCACUAUCGUACGCAUACCGGUGAAAAGAAGUACCCUUGCCUCAAGUGCCAUAAAAGAUUUAUGAGAAGUGAUCAUCUCAAAAAACAUGUAAAGACACAUGAGAAGGAAAAUAGAAAAUCUCGUGCGAUCAAGAAUAACAUGAACAAAAAAAGAACAGGUGUCAGAGUGAUUGCAUUCAGCACUGCGACAAUGAUCUUCAACUUGCCACUGGUAGAUGGAGGCACGGUGAAUGGAAGAGGUCGACGUAGCGCUAUUAAAGGGGCGGCGCGUCACACAACCCUCCUGACCCCUCAGCCCAUAGAGGAUUCAUGGCUGGCAUCAAGAGGAAGAGGUACAUGCAGGCGGACAGAGGCAGAGGUAGAGAUAGAGGCAAAGAAGCAGUGA
Molecule: messenger RNA, 1280 nt
Organism: Acromyrmex echinatior (Panamanian leafcutter ant)
Lineage: Eukaryota; Metazoa; Arthropoda; Insecta; Hymenoptera; Formicidae
Biological process (GO): regulation of transcription by RNA polymerase II
Molecular function (GO): DNA-binding transcription factor activity, RNA polymerase II-specific; RNA polymerase II cis-regulatory region sequence-specific DNA binding
Source: RefSeq, a predicted model, not a curated record